This is a messenger RNA of Halteromyces radiatus, 195 nucleotides long. Its product is annotated as H/ACA ribonucleoprotein complex subunit 3. The record is from RefSeq and is a predicted model, not a curated record. Bases 1 to 195 code for a protein of 64 amino acids. The transcript is spliced from 2 exons. Gene Ontology annotation, molecular function: telomerase RNA binding; box H/ACA snoRNA binding. NCBI's taxonomy places the organism in Eukaryota, Fungi, Mucoromycota, Mucoromycetes, Mucorales, Cunninghamellaceae. Gene Ontology annotation, cellular component: box H/ACA snoRNP complex; box H/ACA telomerase RNP complex. Gene Ontology annotation, biological process: rRNA pseudouridine synthesis; positive regulation of telomerase RNA localization to Cajal body; ribosome biogenesis.
AUGUAUUUGAUGUAUUAUUUGGAUAAGAAAGGUGAACGUGUGUACACUCUCAAGAAAGUAGAUCCUUUCGGUAACGCCACUAAAUCUGCUCAUCCAGCUCGUUUCUCACCUGAUGACAAGUUCUCUCGUCAACGUGUUACCAUUAAGAAGAGAUACAAGAUCUUACUUCCUCAACUUCCUGCUCGUCCUUUGUAA